This is a messenger RNA of Trypanosoma conorhini, 1179 nucleotides long. Its product is annotated as putative NAD/FAD dependent dehydrogenase. The record is from RefSeq and is a predicted model, not a curated record. Gene Ontology annotation, cellular component: cytoplasm; cytosol. Gene Ontology annotation, molecular function: UFM1 activating enzyme activity. NCBI's taxonomy places the organism in Eukaryota, Euglenozoa, Kinetoplastea, Trypanosomatida, Trypanosomatidae. The transcript has a single exon. Bases 1 to 1179 code for a protein of 392 amino acids. Gene Ontology annotation, biological process: protein ufmylation.
AUGCACCAGGAGGGGGGCCCGCGAACGACCCUAGACGCCACGGUGCGGGAUGACAAUCCGUAUAGCCGACUCAUGGCGCUGCAGCGAAUGGGCGUGGUAGACAACUAUGAGGCCAUCCGCCAAAAGUCUGUGGCGAUUGUGGGCGCAGGCGGGGUGGGGAGUGUCGUGGCGGAGAUGCUGACGCGCUGCGGCAUCACAAAGAUUUUGCUCUUUGACUACGACAAGGUGGAGCUCGCCAACAUGAACCGCCUCUUUUACCGCCCCGAGCAGCAGGGCAUGACGAAGGUGGAGGCGGCGAAGCAGACGCUGGAGAGCAUCAACCCGGACACGGAGAUUGUCCCCUACGCCUUUAGCAUUACCGCCACCGAGCACUGGCAGGAGUUCGUGGACGCCCUCACGAAGCACGGCGGGGUGCAGCCAAACUCGCCUGUAGACCUGCUCCUCUGCUGCGUGGACAACUUUCAGGCCCGCCUCACGGUCAACUACGCCUGCCUGCUUCACCGCCUUCCCUGGAUGGAGAGCGGCGUCGCGGAGAACGCCGUGAGCGGCCACAUCCAGCUCCUGCUCCCGGGCGUGACCCCCUGCUACGAGUGCUGCCCCCCGCUGGUGGUGGCGACAGGAAUGCCGGAGGCGAAGCGCGAGGGCGUCUGUGCGGCCUCGCUCCCCACCACCAUGGGCAUCGUGGCGGGAUUCAUGGCGCAGAACACGCUCAAGUAUUUGCUGAACUUCGGCACGGUGAGCGAGUACGUCGGCUACGACGCGAUGCGGGACCACUUCCCCUGCGUCGCCAUUAAGGCAAACCCCGAGUGCCGCAACGAGACCUGCGUGAGACGGCAGCAGGAAUACGCUGCGCGGCGUGCCACGAUGGGCGACGCGGCCCACCCGCUGUAUCAAGGGAGAAAACAAAGGGAGGAGCGGGCGGCGAAGGAGCGGGCGGCGGCGAAGGCGAAGGCGGCGGCGUCUGCGGCUGAGUGGGGAAUCGUGGUGGAGGCGCAGGGGAAGGAGGACUUGGUGCUGCACGCGCCGCAGCCGGGCGGCGCAGACGACGUCGGUGUGGAGUACGCGUACAGCGACGGCGCCGGGAACGCGGCGAAGCACGCGGAGGAGGAGUUUGUGUCGACGGACGGCGGGGAGUCCCUUGAGGCGUUGAUGGCAAAAAUGAAGGCUCUGCAGCACUAA